Molecule: messenger RNA, 4369 nt
Organism: Hermetia illucens (black soldier fly)
Lineage: Eukaryota; Metazoa; Arthropoda; Insecta; Diptera; Stratiomyidae
Gene: lqfR
Product: telomere length regulation protein TEL2 homolog
Exons: 7
Coding region: 189-4343 (1384 amino acids)
Biological process (GO): endocytosis
Cellular component (GO): clathrin vesicle coat; endosome; plasma membrane
Molecular function (GO): clathrin binding; phospholipid binding
Source: RefSeq, a predicted model, not a curated record
UGGCACAUGUAUGGAUGUGUUAGUAUAUCGCAAUGGAUGACGGUAGCCAAAUCACCAAAUUCUUAUAGAAGACAGUUUCGAAAUUUGCUUUUUCCCGUACAUAAUUCGUCCGAUCAGUGCUCAAGCGUGUGUGAAUAUCGUGUAAAAGUAUCCUGUGAAUCAGUGCCGGGAGCAGAAACAGCAUCACAAUGGUGGAUAAAUUCAUAAGCAUGUGGAAAGUGCGCGAGCUGGCGGAUAAAGUAACGAACGUGGUUAUGAACUAUACUGAAAUUGAAGGGAAAGUUCGAGAAGCAACAAACGAUGAUCCAUGGGGUCCUACCGGUCCAUUAAUGCAAGAAUUAGCGCACUCCACAUUUACAUAUGAACAUUUUCCAGAGGUUAUGUCAAUGCUAUGGAAACGCAUGUUACAAGACAAUAAAACAAAUUGGCGUAGAACAUAUAAAAGCUUAUUAUUACUAAACUAUUUGGUUCGAAACGGUUCUGAACGAGUUGUUACGUCAGCUAGGGAGCAUAUUUAUGAUUUACGGUCGCUUGAAAACUACACGUUUACAGAUGAAAAUGGAAAAGAUACAGGGAUAAACGUUCGACAUAAGGUGCGUGAAUUGAUAGAUUUCAUCCAAGAUGAUGAAAAGCUACGUGAUGAAAGGAAAAAGGCGAAAAAGAAUAAAGAUAAGUAUAUUGGAAUGAGCUCGGACGCAAUGGGCAUGAAAUUCAAUGCCAGAGGUUACAACGAAAAUUGGAAUACACCAAGAGCCGAUGAUAGAAAUUGGUAUUCAGAUGAACGUGCCGAACGACGUUAUGACGAUGACGAUUGCCAAUAUGAGGGUGAACGAGAAGAUUCCGAGAACGACUCACCUGGACCCACUGCUAGAAGAUAUCGAGACAAAGACAGAACAAGUCCUCCAGAAAUUGUUCCCGAACCAGCAACCAACAAAACAAUCAAUGUCAAUCUAAAGCCAACUGUAAAACAAUCACAACCAUCAAAAACAAUAUCGAGUAGUAAAAAAAUCGAUAUGGGUGCAGCCUCCAAUUUCGGCAAACCCAAAGAUUUUGGUAUUCAUUCACCAACACAUCGUGAUACCCCCACCGAAGAUCUAUUUUCGCCAAAUAACAACACUGCAAUUGUAGAAAAUGUUAGCAGUGCACUCGAUGAUGUUUUCAAAACAUGCAGUCCAACCAAUCAACGAACUGCACCAUCAAAUAAUAUCAAUUCAAAAACGGAUGAUGAUGAUUUUGCUGACUUCAACCCUAGAGCAAAUGAAGAUAAUCAAGAAUUUGGAGAUUUUGAAAGUGCUUUUGGUGCUGCUCCGAUAAAUACACUUCCAACAACUGCAUUACCCACUAGUACAAUUCCUAUCAUUCCACCGGCUACGAUUGCAACGAAGAAAGAUGACGAUUUUGCAGAUUUCGCUGCAUUUACUGGUUCGGAGCCAACAACAACGCCAUCACUGAAUGCAAACAGCCAAUUGCAAAGUGAUCUACUUUUUGGUGGUGAAACCCUGAAACAGGAUCCAUUGAGUUUAUAUGCCAAUCAUAAUACGUCAUCGCUUUCUGGUGCUGAUUUAUUGUCAGGAUUAGGUGAUUUGACCAUCAAUACUGGAGGCUUGAAUGCUGCAUCAUCGAAGGACGGAUCGUAUUCGAAACACCUCCUGAAUGCUAUCGAACAAUUUCGGACGAUAAUGAAACAAAACGAUAACAUUACAUCGGAAAAGGACAUCGUGAAAAUCGAAAACACCGUUUUGGACAUUUUAAAGUAUUUACCAGGACCAAGCACUCCCGAAAAAUUGUUAGGAGUAGACACGGACCUUUAUGACUGGACUAACUUUGCAGACACCGACUAUCGAAGUAUAUUGGACGAAAUCGGCAGCAGAUUUAAUUCUUCAUGGCCUGUGUAUGAUGGGAAAUGGUCUAAACCGAUCUUUGACCUGUAUCAAAUCGAUCAUAAUUGUAGAUUCGUUUUUGAAAGUAUUUCAAAUUUAUUGAAUCUCAUCAAUAGGAAAACGCCAGGAUGCGUUGACUUAUUAACUUCAGUUGUUUACCACGAAUCACGUCUAGCUUCUGUUUUCGUUGAAAUGAGCUCUCAACAUUUUUGCGAUCCCACCAAAAUGGAUAUAUCGAAUAUCGCAAAACAACAGUUGAAAGACCAAUUACUACAGCUCCUCAUUAGCUUGCCGAAUAAAGUCGCUAACGCAUUUCAAACUGAAACUCCUACAAUAUUUCUGCCAAAGAAAUACGGUCGGUUGUUAACACAACAAUUCAUAAAGUCUCUCUACUUCAUUUCAAAAGCCAAUCAAAUUCAUGGCGGAAAAUAUUUUGAAUUUAAAUAUUUAGCCCAGAUUUUGAGCCGAAUUAUUAUCAACUAUCACGUAGUACUGAAAUCUGAUUUGACUUCAGCAUUGCGAAUAUUGUCACAUUUGACUCGGGAUGAAUUUCAAAAGAAGUCAAUAAAUGAAGUGUUUGCUCUAUUGGACCGCAACGCUAUGCAACCCGUCACUAUGCUGAUGCUUGAAGGCGACAUAAUGCUUUUCGAUGUCAUCGAUUCAUCAAUAUUCAAGUCACAAAGCUGGAAAUAUUGCAUAACAGAAAAUUUGCCGCUUUUAUCCGUUUUGACAGAAAAUCGGCAUGUUACGAAGUUAAUAGAAUAUAUCGCAACCGCAUCAGGACAAGCCACUCAAGAAUUUGAGAAGAAGACGCUGAUAAAUUUGCUGUUUGAAUUGCUUAACAAUUGGUCUAAUAAAAGCGCUACGCAUAAAGGUAGCAUGCAACAGCACAUCUACGUAACCAAAUUAGUUAUAUCGACAGUGCAACAUUUGAAUCUCAUGGCACAGUUGAAACUAGUCGAUUCUGAAAGGUUUGAGGUGAAAAAGAAGUUGUUCGAUGGCUUGAAGCAUCAUUUGGAGUCGUCCAAUAUAAACAUUAGACAACUUGGAAUGUUAACCGCAGAAAUUAUAAUCGGGCUCUUGGAAACCGAUCCCAAGGUUGAAAAGUUGAAAUUUGAGUACGUGACAUUGGAUGAUGCUAGUAAGGAGUUACUUGAUACCCUUAACAGUUUGAAGGUUAGUGAAACGUUUUUGAGUACUCUACCCAAAGAAUUUUCAACCGAUGACUCGAAUAACUUUGAAAGUAUAAUAGAAGAGUUUUUCCGAACAGAUUUAUCAGAAUAUGAAAUAACUUUUGAAAAACCCGUUGUGCAACCAAUUAAGUGCACAGAAGAAGAUGGUACACAGCCUAACAUAACAAAUAAUAUCCAAGAGCCUAUGGAAAGUGAGGAAUUACUUGACUCAGAUGACGACUUAGUACCAUAUGAUAUGUCCAACGACAUUCCAAUUAUAAUGGAAAAACGAGCUCGAUUUUUGCAAGAUCUAAGAGAUGCUCUGAUUUCCACUGAUGACCCUGAUGUGUUUCAAAGCAGUUUGGAAUGCUCGACAACACUCAUCAAAGAACAACUAGCCAGCAACGAUACUACGUUAGCUAUUGAGCUCUUAAGUCUGUUCCUAACUCUUCAAAAGAAAUUUUAUUUCGAAGGUGCCUUCGAGGAAUUAAAAUGCAUCAAUUGUGUUACCAUUUCUACCAUAUAUCCCAAAGAAUGUGCAGAAUAUUUGUGCAAAGAAUUUCAUUCAGAUGACGGAAGCUAUUCGAUUGCGUUGCGAAUGACUAUGCUCACCAUACUGGCUCAAACAGCUAAGGCUCUCUCUGGUAGUCAGGAGCCAACACCAGAACCACCGGCGAGGCCCACUAAAAAAACUGUUCGAAAACUCCUCAAAGAAGAAGAGAAUAUCCGAUUGAAAGAAGCCAAACGAAUUAUUCGUGACAGAAUCAAACUGAAAACACGCUACUAUUUUUCGAAAAGAUCAAACGACAUUCAUCAACCACAAGGAAGUGUCAACCGAUUCUCGGCUGUAGCAGGCUCAUUUUUCUUCCCACUGAUACGAGGUGCACGAAAAGACCGAAUUAUUUCAAUAAAAACAUCUCAAUCGCGCAAUCAAAAUAUCGAUUCAGAUCUCCUGGUGCAUUUCUUAAACACUUUGACUGCUAUAAUUGUAUGUGCUGAGCACGCACCUAUUUUACGACAAAUGGCACAGGAAAUAUUCGAAAUGUACACUUUCAUUCGAUUCAGUGCAGACGCAAUGGUUAGAUUAAGUGUACUCCAAUUGGUUGGUUCAGUGCUGUGUACGGUACCACGAGAUAUACUACGCAACGAAUUUUUCAAUGAAAUGGUUGAAGUUAAGAAUUGGCUUGAAGAGUGUACAAAUUGUUCAAUUAUUCGUGGAGAAAAGAAUGAAUAUUGCAGAGAAAUGGCAACAAAAGUUUUAUCGUUAUGUAUUCAGAUAUUGAUGGAAUGAAUUGUAUCGUUGCAGGAAAUAAAUGA